Trifolium pratense (red clover) is the source of this 414-nucleotide messenger RNA. RefSeq lists its product as uncharacterized. The transcript has a single exon. The record is from RefSeq and is a predicted model, not a curated record. Lineage: Eukaryota; Viridiplantae; Streptophyta; Magnoliopsida; Fabales; Fabaceae. Bases 1 to 414 code for a protein of 137 amino acids.
AUGCCUGUGUCUGAUCCUAGCUCUGGGCGCGUAUUCAUAUGGAUCAUAACAUGUCUUUUGUUUAUCUCGUUAAUAGCAGGAGGUGUGUGCCUUGCUGCAUACUUGAUCCUUCCUGAAUCUGAAACUUCAUCUUGGAUACCUAUAGCUGGUGUCGCAUUGGUUUGUCUACCAUGGACUUUUUGGUUUUUCACAUGUUUAUAUAGAAUUUUCUCAAGGUGUUGUGGAUGUAGAGUUAGAUUGGGAGUUAAUGGCGGAGGCGGUGGUGGAGGAAAUUGGGGUGGUGCAAAUGCACCUAAGAAUGCAGAUGUUGAAGUUGCAAAUCAAUCAACAAAAGGUGGCAAUGAGUUGAAUAGGAUGUCUUCUGUUGCAUCACAUGAAAGUGAAAUGGCGUUGGCGAAAUCUAUGGGAUCGUGA